This is a messenger RNA of Monodelphis domestica (gray short-tailed opossum), 2385 nucleotides long. RefSeq names its product MAPK associated protein 1 (gene MAPKAP1). Gene Ontology annotation, cellular component: plasma membrane; cytoplasm; TORC2 complex. The record is from RefSeq and is a predicted model, not a curated record. Gene Ontology annotation, molecular function: phosphatidylinositol-4,5-bisphosphate binding. Lineage: Eukaryota; Metazoa; Chordata; Mammalia; Didelphimorphia; Didelphidae. Gene Ontology annotation, biological process: TORC2 signaling.
ACUGCUGGAGCUUGCGCACAACGGACUUCAGUGUGACUUCCGGUGCGGCCACCCGGGGUGAAACAGGGUCGAGUUUGGGGUGGCACAGGGAAGCCAGGGAUGCGGUUCCGGGGCACAGCGCUGUGCCCGAGCUUCUGAGCUGUGGCUCAGGCAGCAGGGGCGGCGGGGCCGGUCCGAGCCUGACUUGGGGCAGGGGGCGAGCCCCGGAAAGUGGAGCGGACCGGUCCUGGGAGGAGGGCCCCGGCCCAGAUAUCGACCCUCCUCCCACCCGCUCCCCUGCCCCGAGGAUUCCAGUGAUGCCAUUAAACAAUAUGAAGAGGAGAAAGUAGACUUUUAAGGAAAUUGGCCUCCAUAAAGAAUGGCCUUCUUGGACAACCCAACGAUCAUCCUGGCUCAUAUUCGGCAAUCCCAUGUGACCAGCGAUGACACGGGGAUGUGUGAGAUGGUCCUGAUUGAUCAUGAUGUGGAUCUGGAAAAGUUUCACCCACCUUUGGUGCCUGGAGAUAAUGGCUCAGAAAUGCCAGGAAGCAGUGUUGAAACUCAGGGCUAUGUCUAUGCCCAGUCUGUUGACAUUACCUCAAGUUGGGACUUUGGCAUCAGAAGACGCUCAAACACAGCUCAAAGAUUAGAGCGACUUCGAAAAGAGAGACAAAACCAGAUAAAAUGCAAGAAUAUCCCAUGGAAAGAAAGAAAUGCUUCUCAUUCAGCAGAGGAGCUCAGCUCAUUGUUUGAAAAAAAGAACUUCAAAGUCAAAUCUUCAAGUGUGGGGAAGCCAUCACUCCUUUCUGUGCGCCUAGAACAGUGCCCGCUCCAGCUGAAUAAUCCUUUUAAUGAGUAUUCCAAAUUUGAUGGUAAGGGUCACGUAGGGACCACUGCAACCAAAAAAAUUGAUGUCUACCUCCCACUGCAUACAAGUCAAGACAGAUUGCUACCCAUGACAGUUGUGACCAUAGCACAUGCUAAGGUGCAUGACCUCAUCGGCCUCAUCUGCUGGCAGUAUACAAGUGAAGGACGUGAACCCAAGCUCAAUGACAAUGUCAGUGCUUAUUGUCUCCACAUUGCUGAGGAUGAUGGUGAAGUUGAUACAGACUUUCCUCCUCUGGAUUCCAAUGAACCCAUUCAUAAAUUUGGCUUUAGCACUUUGGCCUUGGUUGAGAAGUAUUCAUCUCCUGGUCUUGCAGCCAAACAGUCACUCUUUGUUCGAAUAAAUGCUGCUCAUGGAUUCUCCCUUAUUCAGGUGGACAGUACAAAGGUCACCAUGAAAGACAUCUUACAGAAGGCAUUGAAAAGGAGGAAAGGCUCUCAGAGAGGUUCAGGUCCUCAGUAUCGCUUGGAGAAGCAGAGUGAGCCCAAUGUCCCUGUAGACUUAGACUGCACCCUGGAGAGCCAAAGCACUUUGGAGUUCUGCCUUGUGCGAGAGAACAGUUCCAGGGGAGAAGGGAUUUCAGAGGAGGAUCCUCAGACUGACAUAGCCACAGUUCAAGACAUGCUGUCCAGUCACCAUUACAAGUCUUUCAAAGUCAGCAUGAUUCACCGACUCAGAUUCACAACGGAUGUGCAGCUAGGUAUCUCUGGAGACAAGGUGGAGAUAGACCCUGUCACUAACCAAAAAGCCAGCACAAAGUUCUGGAUUAAGCAGAAGCCCAUUUCAAUUGAUUCUGACCUGCUGUGUGCCUGCGACCUUGCUGAAGAAAAAAGCCCAAGUCACGCAAUGUUUAAACUUACCUAUCUAAGCAAUCAUGACUACAAACAUCUCUACUUUGAGUCAGAUGCUGCUACUGUCAAUGAGAUUGUGCUGAAGGUGAACUAUAUCCUGGAAUCCCGAGCAAGCACCACCCGGGCGGAUUACUUUGCCCAGAAACAGAGGAAGCUGAGCAGGAGAACCAGCUUUAGCUUCCAGAAGGAGAAGAAAUCGGGACAGCAGUGAUGGCCGAACAGAAAUGCUGAGGUGCCAGCCUUCAGAUCAGUGGCGGCGGCAGCUCGCCGCAGCCUGGGUGGGCACCAGCAAGGGAAGGUCUCGGGCUCUGUAGAGGGUCUCACAGUCAAAAGAUCCCAACUCCGAUGGUGAGGAUGGAACAGAACACAGAAUUUGGUGGGCUGCCCCGUGCCCUUUGUCUGGAGCCCCUUCAGCUGCAACUAAGACUCAAAUGAGGUUGGCAUAUUUUGAUUAGCAGCCAGACAAGAUCACGUGCUGGGUGAACUCCAUUAUGUAGCACAUACAAUCACACACAAAAAAGGGAGAGAGUGACUUCGACUUUUUUUCACUGCCUGAUUACAAAACAUUGAUAUGUAAAAGGAGUCAUUCAGAACAUGAUCAAAUGUCUUCAAGUUAACACUGAACAAAAUGUAUACUUUUUUUCUUGUAAUAAACUGGCAUAAUCUUUA